AUGCCUGCUAGCCCGCUAGGAAACCCGCCGCCGCAGGCGACGAAACGAAGAGGCACUAAGGACGACGGGGACAGAGAUGUAGGGGUCGACAGGGACGAACAAGAAGCCUUGAGCGAGGGGGAGGCGGUGGCGAGAGGGCUAGCGGAGGAGCGGAUGAACCGCACGCUGUCGCUGCCGGAGUGCCCGUGCCUGCGCCAGCCGCGGGUCGUCAGCUACGCCGAGGUUGGCGACCCCAAGGGCUUCGUUGCGUUCUUCAUCCUGGGGGUGGACUCUCACCGUUACAUGUCGUUCCUGCUGGACAAGCCUGCCAGGGCCAGGGGGGUCCGGCUGCUCUGCCUUGACCGGCCGGGGAGGGGAAGAACGAGCGACUUCGAGGACGAAAAGGCAAAUCGCAUCCUCGACUUUCCGGAGGUUUUGAGGCACUUCUGCGUAGAGGCGGGGAUCAAGUGCUUCUCGUUAGUGGGGCAGUCUCUCGGUGCGAGCUACGCGUUGCGCUGUGCACAGGAAAUGCCUGACAAGGUGGCGACAACCGUCUACCUCAUCAGCCCCUGGGUGCCGCUAUCCGUCCCUGGAUCCAGCCGGGCUCUCGCCAAGGUGGAAAAGUUGCCAGAGUGGGUAAUCAAGACUGGGAUGGCCAUGGGUAACGCCAUGCCUCGACUGCUGGCGGCUGCGGGAGGCCUUGGCCUGAUGGUGAAGGGGUGCAGCGAGGGGGAGAGCCCGAUGGCCGGGUCUCGGACAACGGCCGAGGUGCUUAAGGCGGUCGGGAGCGCGGGAGAGCAGACCCGCGGGGUGGCGAUGGACGCCCUUGCCGCCCUCGAGAAGACCCAGCCGCUGGGGUUCGACUACCGAGACGUGUCCAUGCCCGUGCACGUCUUCCACGGGAGGGCGGACCACAUGGUCCCGUUUCCCGCGGCCCAAUGGAUGGCGGAGGAGAUGCCGGCGUGUACGGUGUCUGUGAAGAUGGGGGGAACGCACGCCCUGAUCAUGGACAGCGGUGUGGUGGACUGCGUGCUGGAGUGCAUGUGCGAGGACUUCAAGCACUUCGAGGAACACGCCGCCAGCCGUCGGUUGAAGAAGCGCCCGCCCUCUGAAUCGAAAUCCUCCGCGGGAAAGGUGCCUGAAGCCGCCUUCAGCUUUCCCGCCCACACUCAGCACUUCCAGGCGAAGGGGGUGCUACGAUGUCGAGAAGGCGUGCUUAUCAAGAGUUGGGAAGAGAGGUACUUCGUUUUGGAUGGCUACGAGCUGCACCAGUUUGAUGGGCCGGACAGCGCAACAGCCCGGCGAGUGGUCGACCUCCGAGGAAGCGUCGCCAAGAUGCGGGAGGGCGACGCCGAAGCGCUAAGCCGCGAACGCUCCGCUUCGACCCAACAUCGAUUGUUCCCUUUCAAGCUGUACGACGCCAAUCAUCGCUUGCUACACGAGCUGGCCGCGAAAAGUACCGGAGAUCGGUCAUCCUGGGUAGAAACCCUCACGAAAGCCUCGAGAUUCUCGGCGGGGUCCGGGGACGAUCGACGGCAGGCCGCGCUCAAUAAAGGUUUCCUCGUGACAACGACGAGAGCGGCGGCGGCGGCGGCGGGCAGCAGAGGGGGGGGAGGGCAUUGA
Molecule: messenger RNA, 1602 nt
Organism: Ectocarpus siliculosus
Lineage: Eukaryota; Phaeophyceae; Ectocarpales; Ectocarpaceae
Source: the annotation of a GenBank genome assembly